Molecule: messenger RNA, 609 nt
Organism: Effrenium voratum
Lineage: Eukaryota; Dinophyceae; Suessiales; Symbiodiniaceae
Source: the annotation of a GenBank genome assembly
AUGGCUUGCCGGAGACGGAGGAGCUGCGGGAGCAGGGCCGAAGGACAGCCAGGUGGCUUCCUUGCCGCAUUUGUGCUGAGCGCGCCAGCCACCCAUGGAGUUGCAGUGGGUCGCUUGACUGAGCAUUGCGAGGCCUCCUCACUUCUGUCGGUGUUCAAAGAAGAGAUCGAGAAGCUGUACUGGGAAGACGAAACCUGGGCUGACAAGUUGACGGACAAGCUCAGCAACACAAGAAGGCUUUGCGAGAUGAAAGAUUUAGCGAAACUCCUGAGAGCGCAGCGGUUGGAUGUCAUUGGCUAUUCUGACGGUUCAGCAGCUCUUGAAAAGGCUGUGGUCGGCUCAGACCCCGUCUUCCUCGAUGCCAUCCGGCAUGACAACUUCCACUCCAAGUCCUAUGCUGUGCAGCGGGCUUGUCUGGCUGCUUUUGACGACAUGGAGCUGAUUGCAGAAGCCGUGGCGAAGGCCUAUGAAGGAGCCAAGAAAAGCCAUGCAUCUGAUGUGCAACUCUUGAUGACGCUGAACAAAGCUGCGAGGCAGGCAUGUCAGAUGACGCCCGCCUGCCUUGCUGAGCGCGAGCUGCGCUCCCGGCCGUCCCACGAGGAACUGUGA